Nyctereutes procyonoides (raccoon dog) is the source of this 846-nucleotide messenger RNA. RefSeq lists its product as uncharacterized. The coding region runs from base 229 to 831 and encodes 200 amino acids. Gene Ontology annotation, molecular function: fatty acyl-CoA hydrolase activity. NCBI's taxonomy places the organism in Eukaryota, Metazoa, Chordata, Mammalia, Carnivora, Canidae. Gene Ontology annotation, cellular component: mitochondrion. The record is from RefSeq and is a predicted model, not a curated record. The transcript has 4 exons.
CCCGGCCCGCUGCUGCCCCGGGUCGCGAGACGCGCGCGCCCCCCGCCGCCGACGGGACUCUGUCACCGAGCAGCUUGGCACUCCACUUAAUGAAGAGGAAGCAUGUACUGCCUCGAUUUUGUCCAAGACCCUUUCUAUUCUCUGUAUUUGCAGUGGCCACAUGGUUCAGCUUAGGAAAUAAUACAAGUUCAACAUGACCGGUCUGCUCCAAGACAGCAAUCACCAACUAUGACCUGCUGGGUCUCGAGGUUGCUUCCUAGGAAUGUCCGUUCCUUGGGGACAUCACCAAAGAACCAGAGAGUUGUGGAUUGUCAUCAACACCAUGAGGACUAUGGGUACUUCUUACCCAUCCAGACGAGGUGGCAGGACAAUGACCAGUAUGGCCAUGUGAACAAUGCUGUGUAUUACAGCUACUUCGACACUAUUAUCAACCACUACUUAAUCAGAUACUGCGGCCUGAAAACCAGCUUGCUGACAUCUCCCAUGGUAGGGUUCAUGGUGACCAAUCAGUGUACCUUCCACAAACCCAUCGGCUUUCCUCAGGUCCCAGUGGCUGCUUUGGCUGUGGAGAAAAUGGGUCACUCCAGCGUGCAUUACCGCCUGGCUCUGUUCCCACCUAAGGCCACCAAGGAGCUGCCUUCUGUCAAUCAUUGGGACCUCAGUGAUGGCUUUUUCUUUGGCCACCCCAAGCUGGCCCAUUUUGAAUCUCUAGCCUGUGCCACUGGGUCUUCAGUCCAUGUCUUUGUAAAUCCAGCCACCAGCAAACCAAUGGGCCUUCCAGAAGACUUCAGGAAGGGCCUUCUGAGGCUAAUGAGUGCAGCUUCUGUGUGAAUCAUCCGUGAAGUU